UCUCAAUCCCCCAGCCGAAAUCAUUACUGCACGUUUAUACGUAUACGAGAACAGAACAUACACCCCACGUGCACAUGCACAUACUCGCCUCCUCUACAUGCACACCUACUUCUACCGCAGAACUCUCUUCGCUAACACUUGCCGUCUCUACUGCAUGCGCCCGCCAUCUGAUAACCUUGGCCUGAUCCAUUUCCUUACGUUUCACACCUACCCCUGCUCCCACACCCACACCCACACCCUCACCCGCACCCACACCCCUCUCUGACCUACCCACCCCGGCCUCUGUUGGUUAUCAGAUCAAAGUUUUUAUUCCCCAAGGCUCUCUCUCUAUCACUCACACAUUCCUCCCUCUCCCUCUCCCUCUCCCUCUCCUACCCUCACCCGACCAUCUUCAUACUCUACUUGAGCCUCCCUGUCCCUCCCUCUCCCUCUCCAAAUUACCCGUAUCUUCCCCUCCAUCACCCAUGCCGUUGUGAAAAUAUUCUCUUAUUGUCGAGAACACAACCUCGCAAUGGCUCCCUCCCACCCCUUCCUCUACAUCCUCUCCCUCUCCCUCGCCAUAUUCUCCCUCCUCGCCGACGCCAAGGUCGUGACCUACGACUUCAACGUCACCUGGGUGAGAGCAAACCCAGACGGACUUUUCGAGCGCGCAACAAUCGGAAUCAACAAUGCGUGGCCACCGCCAACUAUCAACGCAGACGUUGGCGAUACCGUCAUCGUGAACCUCGAGAAUGGCUUGGGUAAUGCGACUACCUCGCUCCAUUUCCAUGGCCUGUUUAUGAAUGGAACCACGGAGAUGGAUGGCGCUAUUGAGGUCACUCAGUGCGGUAUUGUGCCGGGAGCUACCUUCAAAUACAACUUUACGAUUGACCAACCGGGUACCUAUUGGUAUCACUCGCAUUUCCGCGGCCAGUACCCUGACGGAAUCCGUGCUCCUCUCAUCAUCUCUGACCCCAAGUCUCCUUUCAAGGACAUGUAUGAUGAGGAGAUUGUCGUCUCAGUCUCAGACUGGUACCAUGACCAAAUGACGGACCUCAUCCCAAAAUUCCUGAACAAGGCCAACCCCACAGGUGCUGAGCCAGUGCCUAACUCAGCACUGUUGAAUGACACGCAAGACCUGCAGGUCAAAAUUGAGGCCGGCAAGACCUACCUCUUCCGCAUGGUGAACAUGGGCGCUUUUGCAGGGCAGCGUGUCUGGUUUGAAGGUCACACGAUGAAGAUUGUCGAGGUGGAUGGCAUUUACACCGACCCAUACGAGGCAGACAUGAUAUAUUUGACCGCGGCUCAGAGAUACAGUUUCCUCGUGACGGCCAAGAACGAGACUACUGCCAAUUAUGCAUUUGUUGGAAGUAUGGAUACAGAUCUAUUCGACAAAUUCCCCGAUACCUUGAACUACAAUGUUACAGGAUGGCUCGUCUAUGACAAUAGCAAGCCUCUUCCAGAGCCAAAGCUCAUCGAUGAGUUCACAGACAUUGACGAUUUCGACCUCGUUCCCCACGACAAGGAGCCCCUCCUAGGAGACGCAGACCAAACCAUCACCCUCGAAGUAAUGAUGGACAACCUCGCCGACGGAGCAAACUACGCCUUCUUCAACAACAUAACCUACAAGCCCGCCAAAGUACCCACCCUCUACACGGCCCUCACCAGCGGCCUCACCGCCACCAACCCCGCCAUCUACGGCCAAUACACGCACCCCUUCGUGCUCUCCCACAACCAAAUCGUCGACAUCGUCAUCAACAACAACGACCCCGGCAAGCACCCCUUCCACCUGCACGGCCACGCCUUCCAAGCCAUCUGGCGCAGCGCCGAGGAAGCCGGUCCCUUCGACGCCACGCGGGAUACCGAUUUCUCCAAGACGCCGAUGCGCAGGGACACGUUGAUGGUCAGGCCGAACGGAAACAUGGUGUUGAGGUUCAAAGCGGAUAAUCCAGGAGUGUGGUUGUUCCAUUGCCAUAUCGAGUGGCAUGUUGAUUCUGGGCUGAUUGCGACGAUGGUGGAGGCGCCGCUGGAGAUGCAGAAGACGAUCAGUAUUCCUGAGGAUCAUUAUGAGGCGUGUAAGUCUGCUGGGACGGGGACGAAGGGGAAUGCGGCGGGGAAUACGGAGGAUUUGCUGGAUUUGACGGGGGAGAAUAAACCGCCGGGGCCGUUGCCUGAUGGAUUCACGCCAAGGGGUAUAGUAGCAAUGACAUUCAGCAUCAUAUCCGCACUCCUAGGCCUCGGGUUCAUAACCUGGUACGGCCUAGCAGACAUGGGAGCAGCAGAGAAGGAGAAUGAGAGGAGGAGGGUAGCUGAUUCCGGUAUUAUCGAGUCGCCGAGGUCCGAGUAAGGGGGUUUGUUUAGGGGACAUAUUGGAUUUAUACCAUACAUAUAUGUAACGUGUAGAUAAUAGCGAUUUAAAGCCGCGGGGACGGCGUAUAAAAUAUAAACAUCUUGAAACUAU
Messenger RNA from Pseudogymnoascus verrucosus, 2440 nucleotides. RefSeq lists its product as uncharacterized. The transcript has 5 exons. The coding region runs from base 512 to 2326 and encodes 604 amino acids. Gene Ontology annotation, biological process: reductive iron assimilation; cellular response to iron ion starvation. Lineage: Eukaryota; Fungi; Ascomycota; Leotiomycetes; Thelebolales; Thelebolaceae. The record is from RefSeq and is a predicted model, not a curated record. Gene Ontology annotation, molecular function: copper ion binding; ferroxidase activity. Gene Ontology annotation, cellular component: high-affinity iron permease complex.